Molecule: messenger RNA, 507 nt
Organism: Schizophyllum commune H4-8
Lineage: Eukaryota; Fungi; Basidiomycota; Agaricomycetes; Agaricales; Schizophyllaceae
Exons: 1
Coding region: 143-403 (86 amino acids)
Source: RefSeq, a predicted model, not a curated record
AUCCGCGCCAGGCGCGAGCGGCAGAAUCCAUCCCUUGCCUUCCAUCAAGGUAAAGAACUCCUUGAGGAGGGGUGUCGUCUGCAACGUCUUGCGCGAGCCGAUUCUGAGCCGAAGAUGACCAGCUUCGCUCGAGCGCGCGUGAAUGAGACAUUCAUGCGUCGCCAGUCCUUUGGGCACCACUAGCCGGCUGCACACUGCCCCCGUUCUACUGUAUAGGAUCAAGUUGAUUGAAUUCACCUUGAACACUCCGAGCGGUCGUUCUGCUUCUCUUCCCGAACGUUCUUCAUCUCCUCCACCACCAUGCCCAAACGCUACAUCAGCCACUCGCAGCAGACGCCGGCGUCGCAGGACCUGCCCCUUGUCGAGCGCGACAUUCGGACGACGUUCAUCGCGAGCUAGAUGAUAGAACCGACUCGCCCGGGAAAUGAUUAAUGAUCUGGAUCACCUUUUAUGGCUAACUUGGAUAUCGUUUGUUUGCCCGAGGAGGAAAUGCGAUCACACACUUUC